AUGAAGCCGUUGCUGUCCGAGUACCGGAACCUCGUCGUUCUCCGGACCUUCAGUAAGUGGGCCGGCUUGGCUGGUCUCCGCAUCGGCGCCGGCGCCAUGGAUUGCCGAGCUCAGCCGCGCACCAUGAUGGGCAUGAAGCCGCCGUACAACGUCAACCUCGCCGCCGAAGUCGCCCUCCUGGCCUCCUUGUCCGACACCGGCAUCCUCCUGGAUCGCGUCGACGCCAUCGUGAAAGAACGCGGCAGAAUGUAUCGGUUGCUAUGCGAAAUCCCCGGGAUCACCGUGUGGCCCUCCCAGGCGAACUUUAUCCUUUGCAAGAUGCCUGAUGGUCGCGGCCUGGAAGUGUACGAAGCCAUGUGCCGGCGCGGGGUUUUCCUGCGCUACUUCGACAACGAUCUCCUGCGCGACUACAUCCGCUCCAGCGUUGGCAAGCCCGAGGAGACCGACGCCGUGGUCGCCGGCUUCCGCGCUGCCCUCGGGGUGGACUAA
Molecule: messenger RNA, 489 nt
Organism: Geodia barretti
Lineage: Eukaryota; Metazoa; Porifera; Demospongiae; Tetractinellida; Geodiidae
Source: the annotation of a GenBank genome assembly